AUCUGUUUGUGUCAAAAAUGUCUUUUUUAUGAUAAAAUAAAUCUGCACAUAUUUUCAGAACAUCUGACUAUAUGCUUGUGUGUGUGUGUAAAAUGCUAAAGAUAACCCGCACAGUGCAUGUGGCUCAAAUAAACACAGACAUGGACGGACAGACCUGCACCCACAGCCAAAAUUGUAUGCAAAGUGAGCAUGCAGGGAAAAACCGCCUCUAAAAACAGACGUGUUAAUCAGUAACAUCUAAAGAGUCUGCACACACAGACGCGAGCACACACAGAUACACACCCUAACUUUGAUGAGAAGUAGACUUUUUCUCUAUAAAGCUGCCAAACUGAGUGUCAAUCCCAAGUUAAAUAAACAAUAGUACCUAUUGUACUAUUGUACUAGUACUUGAUUUAUAGAACACACUCACAGGUUUUGUUCCAGUAGUUUCUUCGUGCCACAUUUGCAAUGUCAGGUAGUAAAAGUGACUCAUUGGUGUAUCAUGUAUUGUAUUUCUGUAUGAUUUUGACCUGUUUCGAUACUUUCAUUCCAAAAGAAAGACAGAAAAGAAAUUCUACCUUUUCCUGAAAUCCACGUUUCCUUUACUGCGGUUACCAAGUACCUCGUGGCUUAAAAUGUAACAGUCAAAACUGAGUUCAUAGAUCUUUCUCUCCACUAGUAAAGACUAGUGAUUUUUAUCCUUAAGCUGUAAGGCUCAGAGUAAAAUGCAACUGUAAUAGAAAUUCAGUCAGGUAAUAAACAUAACCAUUAUGUGUCAUUAAAAACCUUUGUCUUUAUGGGACUUUUGUUUGCAUGAAAGCUUUCGCUUUUGAUUCAUUCGAUACGUGUUGCUGAGGACACAUCUCUACUUGGACUUGUCGUAACAGAACUUUUAAAUGUCAUCUUGCUGCAACUCCAACUUUCUUUCACCCCCUACAGCACGAAACACACCCCUUUUGUGGAAAAGCCACAUUUACAUUAUUGGGAGUAGGGAAAGGCUCUUCACUUACUGAUGAAAUACAGAUGGCGUCUCCAUGGAGUGCAUGCCUGUUGUUCGUGCACGUACAAGCGCAUGCAUGUUCGCAUAUAAAAAGUGACAAACCAUCGAAUGUGUUGGAUGUUACUCAGCUGCCUUCGAGGAAACUCGUUCUGUCAUUCGUAGCAGCUUCUGGUUGUCUUGCUCUAAUGGCUGAAUGGAGCUGGGUGGCCUACACAGUACUGGAAGUGCUUAUUGCUGCAGCAUGUUGCUUUGGUAACGUGUUGGUGAUGUGUGCUGUGUGUUUCGGUAUCCGGGAUUCCCUUCGGGAACCAACAUUCUGCUUCCUCGUGUCCUUGGCAGUGGCUGACUUCCUUGUGGGUGUGGCCGCUGUGCCCCUUGCAGUAUUAUUGGAUGGCUGGGUGAGUCUAAUCCCUGAGUUGUGCCUGCUUCUCAGCUGUGUUGUGCUGGUGUUGACGCAGGCAUCUGUGCUGUCACUGCUAGCAAUUGCUGUGGACCGAUACCUGCGGUUGCACACACCACUCAGAUACAAAGCCUUGGCCACACAAAGGCACACAUGGAUCGGCGUGUCUGUUUGCUGGAUGCUUUCAUGUCUCCUUGGCUUCACUCCUCUAUUCGGCUGGCACAAUUACUCCUCCCCAGCAUCUGAUUCCACCAACACAUCUUCCACUUCUUUCAUCCGUCCGCCGUGCACUUUCCUCUCAGUUAUCUCCCUCCCUUUCAUGGUCUACUUCAACUUUCUCGGAUGUGUCAUGGCACCCCUGCUGGUCAUGACCCUCCUCUACACUCGAAUCUUUUGGAGCCUACAGGGACGUCUAAAGGACAGCUGCCCUCAGUCCCGGGCCUCUCUGCUCAGGGAGAAGAGGCUGGCCUGCUCCCUGGCUCUCGUCCUCAUCUUGUUUGCUGGCUGCUGGAUUCCUCUCCACCUGAUGAACUGUCUGCUGUUGUUUCAAGGCCCUCAGGCUGUCACACAGGGAACGCUCUAUACAGGUAUUCUCCUGUCUCACGCCAACUCAGCAGUCAACCCUGUGAUCUAUGCCUGUCGCAUUCCAAAGAUCCAGCAGGCCUACGGUCAAUUAUGGAGGCGCUUCCUUGCGUGGUUAAACUGCUGCCAUCGGGAAAAAGCAGGUUCGCAGAUCAUUAACAUGCAGCUGAGCCAUUAACAUGCACAUCUGG
Pundamilia nyererei is the source of this 2152-nucleotide messenger RNA. RefSeq names its product adenosine receptor A3. The transcript has 3 exons. Gene Ontology annotation, biological process: G protein-coupled adenosine receptor signaling pathway. Gene Ontology annotation, cellular component: dendrite; synapse; plasma membrane. Gene Ontology annotation, molecular function: G protein-coupled adenosine receptor activity. Bases 1003 to 2139 code for a protein of 378 amino acids. NCBI's taxonomy places the organism in Eukaryota, Metazoa, Chordata, Actinopteri, Cichliformes, Cichlidae. The record is from RefSeq and is a predicted model, not a curated record.